CACGCGCCAUCAAGCUCACACGCCAUCCACAUCGUCUUUCUCAUACCCCUUUUCUUCCACCCUCAGUUUUGUGGGGUUUGUUACAGGGCGGUUGAUGUCAGGUUCGGACAGUAUUCAUGCGACCGUGAAGACUGCUCUUAUGUAGUCCAUUCCAAAUGUGCAACGCAUAACGAAGUUUGGGAUGGGAGAGAGCUAGAAUGGAAACCAGAAAGCCAAGAAAAGACUGAAGAUCAUGAUGUUGCGUCGUUCAAGAAAGUAGGUGAUGAUCUCAUAAAGUACUUCAGCCAUGAGCAUCAUCUAAAGCUCGAAAGCUACGACGGUGUAAGAGACGCCAAGAAGCAGUGUGAGGCGUGCAUCCUUCCUAUUGAUCCUCGUUGUUUCUACGGUUGUACUCAAUGUGAUUACUCUCUCCACGAGGUAUGUGCUGGUCUUCCACGAGAACUGGAUCAUCCGUUGCAUAAACACCGUCUUGUCCUCGACCCUAAUCCUAUAGACGACUAUGACUACAUGAAUUGUUCAACAAGUUCUCGGACGUCCAGUGGUUUCAGGUACAAGUGCAUUGAACGAGAAUGCAAGCUUCGAACAUUUCAUAUAGAUCUUCGAUGCAUUUUAAUCCCUGAGUGCAGUUUCACCCACAAAAGUCAUGAACAUCCUCUCUUCAUCUCGGUGUCAUACGGUCUUGAAGGUGGGCCAAGAUGCAAUAUCUGUGAGAAAGGAUGUGCGAAAGCUAUUCUACGUUGUAGUAAAUGCGCAUUCACCAUGUGUUUCCGGUGUGCCACCAUUCCUACAGAGUUACACUACACACGCGACCAUAAGCAUCCUCUCUCCCUUUGCUACAGGGAAAGCGUUGACGAUGUUUGCAAAUACUCGUGUGAAAUAUGCAAGAUGGAAGUAGAUGCGAAGAAAUGGUUUUACAAGUGCAACCAAUGUUGCGUUACAGUCCACCGUGAAUGCAUAUUUAAUGCCUCCAUUUAUAUGAAGUCUGGUUCUACCUUCGAUUGGAAUGGUUAUCUGGUGCGAACCGGUUCCACCAACUGUCCUACACGACAGAUUUGCGCUAUAUGCGAGGAACGUUGCAUGUUCUCUGUAUGCUACACACUUAUCCUCGAGGAAGGCUGGGAUGAUAAGGCUUUGUGUUCUUUCAGGUGUUUACGUGCUGCAAUGUGGAGAAUAUUACCUGAAGACAUGUGA
This is a messenger RNA of Raphanus sativus (radish), 1191 nucleotides long. RefSeq lists its product as uncharacterized. NCBI's taxonomy places the organism in Eukaryota, Viridiplantae, Streptophyta, Magnoliopsida, Brassicales, Brassicaceae. The annotation marks the transcript as partial. The transcript has a single exon. The record is from RefSeq and is a predicted model, not a curated record.